AUGGACCUCCGCACACACAUCGACCAGCUCUGCCCCAAAGCGCCAUGCGACCUCCGCGUCGAUCUCUCCCUGAAUCCCAUCAGAUGCGACUGCAGUAACUUCGAGUUCCUGAAAUGGAUGGCCCACUCUGGGGCGUUCGAUCGAAAGUUUGAGAACUACAUGUGCCUGUACCCUGACAGCUCGUAUAAGACCAUCGAGGACGCGUACGAGGAUACCCUGGCCAGUCUGACGCUGCAAUGCGCUGACAACUACCCCGUGUUUCUGGCCGCUCUUGUGGCCACCAUCUUUUUCCUUCUCAUUGUUGCUGGCGCCCUUGUCUACAGGUAAGCGUGCCUUCUAGGCAAGUGAACAGUCCAAUCAACUAAGCGAAAUCAAACUACAUUGGCUGAUCUGAAGCGUAAACAAAAAGUUCGAGUUAAUAUUCAUUCAAGGUAUAAAAUGUUAUUAUUCAGAUUGGGAAUAGAAUGAUUAGAGCAACUGAUGCACUUUGGUAACAGAAAUAAAACUAAAUUGAGAUAUAACUCAAUGCUUCACAAUAGAGCUCAACACAUUUGAAAGUAAAGACAAAUCUGACGGGAUUGAGUAUCAUAUUCUUAAGUGAUAUCAGGUAAAAAAAAUAAUUUAAUAACAGAAAUUAAGAUUAAUAAAGAUUUAAUACAGAAAUGUUACAUUAACAAACAUAUAAUAACUAAAAUGUAACAUUAAUAAAUAUUUCAUUAAAGACAAGUUACAUAAAUGAACAAUUAAUAACAGAAAUGUAACAUUAAGAAAACAUUUAAUAACAGAAAUGUAACAUUAAUAAACAUUUAAUAACAUAAAUUUUACACUAAUAAACAUUUAAUAACAGAAAUUUUUAUAUUAAAACAACAUUUAAUAACAGAAAUUUAACAUUAAUAAACAUUUAAUAACAGAAAAGUGACCUUAAUAAACAUUUGAUAAAAGAUAUCUUCCAUCAACCGACAUUAAAUAACAGGAAUGUUAAAUAAAUAAACAUUUAAUAACAGAACUGUUACAUUAAUUAACAUAAUAACAUAAAUUUUACAUUAAUAAACAUUUAAGUACCUAAAAUGUUACAUUAACAAAACAUUUAAUAACAUAAACAUUACUUUAACAAAACAUUUAAUAACAAAUGGGCCUCGCUGGCACUGUGAUACUGACAUAUGAGGGAGGGGAAACGACGGGGAAUGUAUGUGUGUUGAAUAGCCAUUAUGAUUAUGAUGCUGCAGUAUCAAACUUGUGCCUGUAUAGGUAUUAUGUUUCACACAACAAGCGUUCAUUGUUAUGGAGAUGCCUCGCUCAUAGCAUAAGCAGAAAAAGUUUAAGUGAACUGGUUAUGUGUUACAUUUUGUUAUGACUAAAUUUCCUCAUACAUGAUAAAGAAUAUUUUCAUAAAAUCAAAUAUUUGAGAUUGGAUCCAAAGCAGAUACAUAGAAUAAUUUAAAUAAUAAAAUAAAGUAGCCAUAAUAAUAAAAUAGGAGCCAGAAUGAUCAAUUCAUUGAUCGUGGGCCCUUAAAAAUAAAGAAGAAGAAGAAAUUUCUUAUAUAUUAAUAAACAUUUAAUAAAAGAAUGUUUACAUUGAUACACAUUUAUUUAAUAUUACAUAAACUUGCUGGGUUUUAUGGUGACUUAUCGGAAAAAUCUAACAAAAUAUUGUGUUUAUUGAAAGUCUAAAUAUACAUUUUGAAACAAUAAGAUCAAAUCAGACAGACAAUGGCGUAGCGUAUUGCUGUAUUCUAAUGGAAGAUUUUUAAUUUACUGGACACGGUUCGUGGACAAGGAUGUUAGGGGCGGAAUUAUUGUCCUACACCCGGUGGGGGAGGGUAACGUCAUGUGACAUACUAAAUUUUAUACACAUGAAGAGUUUGAUGGGGGUGGGUGGGUUGGGGGGUGGCGGUUUGAGAGAUGUUGAUGGAGUGGGACGGAUGGUGACAAAUGGGGAUAUUGUGGGACGGAUGGUGACGAAAGGGGAUGGAGUGGGGCGGAUGGUGACGUAUGGGGAUGGAGUGGGACGGAUGGUGACGUAUGGGGACGGAUGUUGACGCAUGGGGAUGGAGUGGGACGGAUGGUGACAAAUGGGGAUAGAGUGGGACGGAUGGUGACGAAUGGGGAUGGAGUGGGACGGAUAGAGACGAAUGGGGGUGGAGUGGGACGGAUGGUGACGUAUGGGGAUGGAGUGGGACGGAUGGGGACGUUAUGGGGACGGAUGGUGACGCAUGGGGAUCGAGUGGGACGGAUGGUGACGUCUGGGGAUGGAGUGGGACGGAUGGUGACGAAUGGGGGACGGAAAAGGACGGAUGGUGACGAAUAUGGGAUGGAGUGGGGUGGAUGUUGACCAAUGGGGAUGGAGUGGGACGGAUGGUGACGUAUGGGGAUGGAGUAGGACGGAUGGUGACGAAUGGAGAACGGAAUAGGACGGAUGGUGACGAAUUUGGGACGGAGUGGGACGGAUGGUGACGUAUGGGGAUGGAGUGGGACGGAUGGUGACGAAUGUGGAUGGAGUGGGACGGAUGGUGACGAAUGUGGAUGGAGUGGGACGGAUGGUGACGAAUGUAGAUGGAGUGGGGCGGAUGGAGACUAUGGGGAUGGCUGGGGACGAAUGGGGCUGGAGUGGGAUCGCUGGGGACGAAUGGGGAUGCAAAUACCUUAAAAUUGUAUCAGCGGCCCAGUAAACAGUUACAUGACCUUUAAAUCUGAUAAAUAGAUUUGAAAGGAAAACAGAGGUGAAGAAAAACAAGUUAAAAAAAUAACUUUUAACGUUAGCGUAUGACUUUGGCUGUACAACAAUGAGCAGACGUAAUGCGCAUCCAAAGAUGUUCUGUUCAUUGAUAUAUUCCUUGUUCUGUUCUUUGAUUUACUUGUUCUGUUCAUUGAUAGAUUCCUUAUUUUGUUCCUUGAUAGAUUCCUUGAUCUGUUCUUUGAUAGAGUUCUUGUUCUGUUCAUUGAUAGAUUCCUUGUUCUGUUCAUUGAUAGAUUCCUUGAUCUGUUCCUUGAUAGAGUUCUUGUUCUGUUCAUUGAUAGAUUCGUUGUUCUGUUCAUUGAUAGAUUCCUUGUUCUGUUCAUUGAUAGAUUCCUUGUUCUGUUCAUUGAUAGAUUCGUUGUUCUGUUCAUUGAUAGAUUCGUUGUUCUGUUCAUUGAUAGAUUCCUUGUUCUGUUCAUUGAUAGAUUCCUUGUUCUGUUCAUUGAUAGAUUCCUUGUUCCGUUCAUUGAUAGAUUCCUUGAUCUGUUCCUUGAUAGAGUUCUUGUUCUUCUGUUCAUUGAUAGAUUCCUUGUUCUGUUCAUUGAUAGAUUCCUUGCUCUGUUCAUUGAUAGAUUCCUUGUUCUGUUCAUUGAUAGAUUCGUUGUUCUGUUCAUUGAUAGAUUCUCUCAUAUGUUCAAUGAUAGAUUUCGUUUCCUGUGCCAUGAAAUAUCCCGUUAUUUGUUCCUUGAAAUUUUCCUUGUUGUUUUCUUAGAUAGAUUCGUUGUUCUGUCCCUUGAUGGAUUCGUUGUUCUGUCCCUUGAUAGAUUCAUUGUUUUGUCCCUUGAUAGAUUUGUUUUUCUGUCCCUUGAUGGAUUUUUUUUUCUGUUCCACGAUCUAUUCCUUUUUUUUUAAAUUCCAUGACAGAUUCAGGUGGAACUUAAGAUACCUGUACUACGCAGCUUACCUCAGGUUCAGGAACAAGGAGAAGCGCGGG
Molecule: messenger RNA, 3671 nt
Organism: Lymnaea stagnalis (great pond snail)
Lineage: Eukaryota; Metazoa; Mollusca; Gastropoda; Lymnaeidae
Source: the annotation of a GenBank genome assembly